UCGAUCUAAGACCGAUCGAGCAUCAUAUUAUUUUUUAUUUCUAUUGAAUUAGAUUGACAAAAAAAAAAAAACGUCGUUCGAGCGGAGUACUUGUAUCAGGUGUGAAAUGCGCAUGCACCUCUACAUAAGUAGGUCACCCGAAUGGAGUCUGAAAUACUGCGCCUUCUGUAGCGAAUGGCGCCUUGGUCGUUCUAGUGCAGCAAUGUGACAGUUUGUCACGUGCUAUUGUGGAUCUAUUUGCCUCUAGCAUCUGAACAUCAUCAUCAGAUAUUGCACAAGAGUAUUUAGGAGAUCUCCCUGUGAAGUGCAUGCGUGUUUGGUAUGGCAGUUAAUAGAAUUAUACGCAUUAGUCAAGAAGACAAGAAGACGAAAAUUUCUACUUCCAAUGAAGACACAAGCUUGUCUGAUUUAAACCAGUACUGGACAAAUGAACAGGCACUGCAGCUAAUACAGUUUUACAAAGAAUACAUCAAUUCCAAUAAGAUGACUGACAGAUGGAAGAAAGUUAUGUGGGAGCACAUUGCAGCACAAAUGAGAGAUGCUGGUUAUGCUUCCUGUACUGCAAGUCACUGUUCUACUAAAUACAAGUGCAUGUCACGGCAGUACAGAAUUGUCACUGAGAACAACGUCAUUCCUGGAAACAAAAAACGUUCCUGUUUCUUCUAUAAAGCAUUGUCAGAAGUCUAUAGUUAUGUCCCAGUGAUUAGUCAGCCAAGUGAAAGCAAAUCCAAUGGUGAUGAUAAUGAUGAUCCAUGUGGUAGUUCUUCUACAAGUAAAACAGUCAUGUCCUUGAUCCUAGACAUGAAUGAUGAUGAUGGAGAACAAGAACAAAAGUGUUUUGAUAAAAUGGAAACAAUGCAUCAGGAAAAGAUGGAAAUGUUUUCUGCAUUUUUGAGGACAGUUCCGCUUUCUGAUAAUGGUUAUAGGCGAACUUCACAAAAAACUCUACAAAAACAAAGUAGGAAGCGUGAAAUGUUUGAGGAUAGCAAAGUAAUAUCUUUGUCCGAUUCUGAAGACAAUGCGGAUGAGGUGCAAGAAUCUGGCCAGAGUGAUGGUUUUGAUGUUUCCGGAACUCUUGCCAUUGAUCCAGAUCCAAAUAAAAGCCAGUGGACUGAACCAUGGUCAAAAGAAACUAGUGAUGUUUUCAUGAGUCUUUUGGAGAAAUACAGAAGCAUGUGGAUUGAUCCAGCUUGUAAGAAAGAAACAUUUUGGGAACUUGUCGCAUCCGAGCUGAACAAAGAAACAGGAACAUCUUUUGAAUCACAAGAAGUAGAAAAGCAUUUCAAAGUUCUCGCUGGGAAAUAUAGAAAGGUCAUUUACAACAAUAGUAAACCUGGGGCCAAGCUUAUCACUUGUUUCUAUUUUAAACAACUUAAUGAUCUGUUUUCAAGCAAUCCUAAUGGAUGGUAUAGAAUGCCGAAAGUAUUUGUCCAUUCACAACCACGAUUCAAACGUAAAUGCAGCAGCAGUGGCAAUGAGUUGUUGACACUUCUGAAAACAAUACAUUCUGAAAGAAAAGACGAAGAACAAAGAAUGUUGAAGGAACUCAAAAGAAUGCAUGAUGACAAAAUGACAUUUUUUUCAUCCUUAUUAAAUGUUUUAAAAAAAACAAAAAAGUAGGUUUUAUGUUAAGACUUUCAUGCGUUUUAUUGUUUUAGUUCAUAAUGGUUUCUCUAGAAAUUAUCACAUGAUGGCAGCAGUGUUUCUAAGCCAAGCUCAUGAACACUAGGCUUAUGAAAAAGUGUGCACCAUCCACCCAAUGUCGUUGGUUUCUGAUCUGCUGUAGCCUACAUUCCCAUCUAUUAGCUGGUGUAGUGUGGACUCCUUUUAGGACAUGUCUUUAAUGUAUUAAAUAUUUAACCACAUUCUAACUCUUUGAGGGCACAAAAAUACUUUAAGAAAACAUAGACUGUGUUUGUUUUCAUAGUUUACAAAAUAAUUUAGAUGAAUUGAAAUGUAUUUACCUCUAAAUGCAUUUGUCAAAAGUGGCUUCUUCAAAAUUUGAGAAAUAUAAUUACAGUGCUCAA
Molecule: messenger RNA, 2027 nt
Organism: Gigantopelta aegis
Lineage: Eukaryota; Metazoa; Mollusca; Gastropoda; Neomphalida; Peltospiridae
Exons: 3
Coding region: 322-1620 (432 amino acids)
Source: RefSeq, a predicted model, not a curated record